AUGGACACCGACGUGGACAGAAGCUGCUCUGGCUGUCACUGGCUCAACUUCUCCGUGUACCUGUUCAUCUUCCUGGUGGGGCUGCCCCUCAACCUGCUGUCCCUGCUGGUGUUCGUGGGCAAGCUGCAGCGCCGCCCGGUGGCUGUGGAUGUUCUCCUGCUCAACCUGACCGUCUCGGACCUGAUCCUGCUGCUCUUCCUGCCCUUCCGCAUCGUGGAGGCGGCCAACAGCAUGCUGUGGCCGCUGCCCUUCAUCUUCUGUCCCUUGUCCAGCUUCCUAUUCUUCACCACCACCUAUCUCACUUCCCUGUUCCUGGCUGCCGUGAGCGUGGAGCGCUUCCUGAGCGUGGCCUACCCGCUAUGGUACAAGACCCGGCCCAGGCCCGCUCAGGCCUGCGUGGUCAGCGCGGCCUGCUGGCUGCUGGCCGGCGCCCACUGCAGCAUCGUCUACAUCACCGAGUACUCGGGGAAAAACUCCCAAAGCCAGAGUGGCAAUAUGACCUGCUACCAGGACUUCCAGCCGGAGCAGCUGGCUCUUCUCCUGCCUGUCCGGCUGGAGAUGGCUGUGGUCCUUUUUGGGGUCCCCCUGCUCAUCACCAUCUGCUGCUACAGCCUCGUGGUGUACAUUCUCAGGCAGGGCGCCAGCCGGCACCGGAGCAAGAGGGUGGUGGGGCUGGUGGCGGCCACGCUGCUCAACUUCCUCGUCUGCUUCGGGCCCUUAAACGUGUCGCAGGUGGUGGGUUACGUGCAGGGCAGAAGCCCACCGUGGAGGAGUUAUGUGCUGCUCCUCAGCUCCCUGAACUCCUGUGUCGACCCUCUGGUCUACUACUUCUCGUCUUCUGGGUUCCAAACCGACUUUCGCCGGCUGCUGGGGAGGCUGGUGGGGGGCUGCGGCCCGGGGAGACGGAAGAGCACAGUGAAGCCGGAGAAGGCGGAGGGAGAGGGGCAGAAGCAGGUGUCCAGCCUGGAGAGCAACGUCCCCUAG
Messenger RNA from Condylura cristata (star-nosed mole), 984 nucleotides. RefSeq names its product free fatty acid receptor 3 (gene FFAR3). Gene Ontology annotation, cellular component: plasma membrane. The coding region runs from base 1 to 984 and encodes 327 amino acids. NCBI's taxonomy places the organism in Eukaryota, Metazoa, Chordata, Mammalia, Eulipotyphla, Talpidae. The record is from RefSeq and is a predicted model, not a curated record. Gene Ontology annotation, molecular function: G protein-coupled receptor activity. The transcript has a single exon. Gene Ontology annotation, biological process: G protein-coupled receptor signaling pathway; cellular response to fatty acid.